AUUAAUGUUGGCUGUCUGGGAAGGACACCUGGAGAUCUGUCGCCUUCUCAUUGAUACAGGAUGUAAGAUCGACACCACAGAAAUCCAUGGAUACACAGCUUUACAUUGGGCUGCUGAGGAGGGAUAUCUACAGAUCACAAGAUGUCUGGUAGAAGGAGGUGCCAGUCCCUUUGUUACAACACAUAAGGGUAAGACUCCUUACGAUCUAGCAGCAGAACGGAAGAGAGGACAGUAUAAAGAAGUGAUGGAAUACUUACAGACUGUCAUGUCAGAGAAAUCUUCAGGUGUGACUGCUGGACAAGGGAUAGAAGAUCCAAUCCAGACACAGACAAAGUCCGCUAUGUUGAAUAGGUUACUUGGCAGUGGAACGUAUGAUUCCUAUGACAUGCGCUGUAUGGUAACAGGCCAAUUCGGGGUCGGGAAAUCAAGUCUUGUCAAGCUCUUGGCAGGUGAUGUCAUCCCAGAAGGAAGACAUCCUACCGAUGGCAUUUCCCUUAUAGAAGGUCGCUGUGGUCUUGAUGUUGAGACUAAAAGCUGGAUUUAUAUUGAUCCAGAAACGUAUGAUGCUUUAGAUGUUGUGUACAAUAAGGUGUUAAUGACUUCAGUAGAAGAGGAUGAAAGAAAAGAAGACAAAACACCAAAGAAACCGCAUUUACCAGAUUCAAAUCCUGUUAUAUUUGAUGGUAAAGUGAUGACUGGUGGUCCCUCCCAACAGCCUCUAGCAGCCACAUCUUUGUCACCUCAAAUAUCUGACAGUGAGUCCAAGAGAAGACCAGAGUUGAAAACACACAUGAAAUCGAAAAUGACAAGAGAAGAAAUAAGAAAAAAAAUGGAAAAAGUCCUUCAAAGUGGAAACUACAAGAUGAAAGUAGGAAGACUGAUUUUUUGGGACUUUGGUGGACAGUAUGUCUACUAUACCACACACCAAACCUUCAUGACUUUCAGAGCAUUGUUUCUCGUGGUAUUUGACGGAAGCAAACAGUUGCAUGAAGUAGUCCCAGAUGUUCUGUGUUUUCCAGGGCAGCACAUGACACCAACCCCAGCAGUAUUUCUACAACAUUGGGUUAACUCAAUCCUAACGUAUUGUAAGGUGGUAUAUGUGGCCAUUCCAAAGAUCUUGUUUGUUGCCACCCAUAAAGACAAAGUACCAAUGGAGGAUGUGGAGUCCAGGCGUGAGGAGUUGUACAAUGGAGUAGAGGAAUUGUUUAAGGACCAUGAGGGACUAAACCAUCUAGUCCUAACACAACGGAUAUUUGUCAAUGCAAGGGAUAACACAGAUCCAGAAAUUGAAGUCCUGAAGAAAGCCAUCACAGAACUUACGUUUGAACAUCCAUGCUGGGGGGAAAAGAUGCCAAAUGCUUGUGUUCCCCUUGAACUCGAGAUUGCAGAGCUGGUGGCAGAAGGAAAACAAAUCUUGUCAUUGAAGGAUGUUGAAGAAUUAAAUGCUAUAAGCAAGGUGUCUGUAUUGUCCCCAGACCUACUCAAUGAUUUCCUUAAUUUCCACCACUCACUGGGGAAGAUUAUCUACUUUGAUACUCCACAGCUGAAAGAUUUCGUAAUCAUCAACCCCUUACUCAUGGUGGAAGUUAUGAGAUCCUUUGUGACAGAUAAAGUAUUUUGGCCAGAGGAAACGAGAAUUCAAGAAACUUUCAAAAGAAUGUCAACAUGUGGGACCAUAAGACAGAAAGACCUCUACCUAAUUUGGGAGCAAAAAGAUUUCAGUGCAAUUUUACCAUACAAAGAAUUUAUAUUUAACAUCCUGAUUCAUUUGGAUAUUUUGGCAGAGCAGCGGAGAUAUGAUACAACUACAGGAAGUCGCUUACCAGUGGAAAACUUCUUUGUUCCCUGUAUGGUUACAGAGAGAAAUACCACCAGCUUCAUGGACAAAGAAUGUACACCAGAGAGAGCUAUAUGCUUAGCGUUUCUUUUUAAAGGGACUAUAAUACCACCAGCUCUACCAAAUCGUCUUAUCAGCGCUUGUCUGAGCAUGUGGACUGUCAAGCAGUAUGAAGGGAGACAACUCCUGUUUUCAGGGUUUAUUGGUUUAUCAUUUGACAAGUCACAUGAUAUCGUUGUAUGUGUUGAAGGCAACAAGAUUCUCCUUUACAUCAUUCACAGAACCUCCUCCGGGUUAAUCGUACCUGAUAUAGCUACAGGUGUUAAGGAAUGCUUGGUUGUCACAAUGGAAAGAAUCUCAGAUUUCUAUCGGUCCACAAUCCAUGCAAAACGCAGCCAACAAUCGCCAUUUCACAUUGAAUAUACAUGUUCAAAUUUGAAAUGCUUCAUCAGUGCAGAAGAAGCCAAGCACACCAAUGGAUGGAUUUGUGACAAACAUAACCAAACACACAAAACAGGACACUGGCGUGUUUGGAAUCAAGAUCAGACUAAAGAACAGUGCGAAGAGGAUUGUCAAGGUUUAAAUGAUGAUGCUUUAAGCAAGACACCAAGUGAUAUUGAACUGUUGCGUUUUUCAAACCACUGCGAAUCAAAUAAAAUGCAUGAAUUAGUUACAUAUCUUGGAAUGGUUAGGAAAUGGCAAAAUAUCGAAUACAAUCAUCCUACAGAUAUAGAGGUUGCAAAAUUUUUGAUAUUAUCAAGUUGGAAAGAGAUGAAAGUUAAAUGCAAUUUCAAAACUUUGUCAGAAGCUCUGAUAAGCAUGGGUACAUCAACACAUGUCUUGUGCCAAGUAAGAAGAGUCAUGAAAGCAGAAACAGAUAUUCCUGCAGAUUACUUGGAUUAUAUUCCAACAGAUGAGAUUAUAGAUGCAUUAGCACCACAGAUUGGUCAGGUUUUUUUUCAACUUGGGACUGAAAUUGGGCUAUCCAUUGCAACCCUGGAAAAUAUACAGAGCAACAAUCCUUCUGACUUAGCAGAACAGAAUAGGGUCGUAUUAUUUAAGUGGAGAGAAGACCAACAAAUCAAACCUACAUUACGGGUCCUUAUUCAGGCUUUAUUUAACUUUGGGAGAGGAGCACGUUGUUUAGAAGAAGUUUUAAAGAAUGUUGAUCUGAACACCCUUAUAGUUUCACAACAAUCGAGAGGUAAAGGAGCAAUUCAAAAGAAACUAAAAACAGAAUCAGAACAGAUACUACAGAGUCAGCGACAGUCACAGAAUAUUGGUCUGAAUACACUGAUACAUUCACAACAAUCGAGAGGUGAAGGUGCAAUUCCAAAGAAACCAAAAGCAGAAUCAGAACAGAUACUACAGAGUCAGGGAAAGUCCAAAAAUGUUGGUAUAAACACAUUGACAGGUUCACAACAAUCGAGAGGUGAAGGUGCAAUUCCAAAGAAACCAAAAAUAAAACCGAAAAAGGUACCACAGACUCGGCGAAAGGUGUUAAAAAAAUGUUCAAUAGCUUAAAAGUAGACACAAUUGUGCAAUUCAGAAUGGAAAAUAUACUACAGGAAAAAAUACUUUUUUUUCCACAACAAUCAUUUCUAUUAAGCAUUCAAAUGAUUCAUCACCUUUAUUCGAUGUGGUUUGUCAUAACCUUUACAGAUAUUCUUCUUUGAAAAAUUCAUAACGGAAAGUCAUUUAUCAAAUUUCAAAAUCAAACACAUUAAACGAAUGAAUAACAAAAUUCAUAUUACGGUCUUUGUACAGGCAUUUCCUUAUCAUGUUAUAGAGAAAAUGGUGGAUGGUCUUGAAGUAUAGAUUUUGCGUACUGACGUUGUUUAUCAUCUUAAUAACGUGUUAUAGUAUUCUUUUAUUUAUCUUUAUAAUAUUACUUUUACUGUUAAGUUUGUUUUUUUGAGAUAUCCAUUUGACGUGACUCUGUGCUUAUGUAUCCCGUCAUACUUUGAACGACAAAAUUAUUUUAUUUAUUAAUAUUACUUUUACUGUUGAGUCUGUUUUUUGUGAUAUACAUUUGACGUGACUCUGUACUUAUGUAUAUCGUCAUACUUUGUACCACACAAUUAUUUUAUUUUAUAUUAUUAAUAUUACUUUUACUGUUAAGUCUGUUUUUUGUUAUAUCCAUUUUACGUGACUCUGUAUUUAUGUAUCCCCUAAUACUUUGAACGACAAAAUUAUUUUAUGUCUACCUGUGCGAAUUUCAAACACGCUUCUUCGUUACAUUUGUUUGUUUUUAUAGUGAUUAAGAUGAUAACACAAUGUUGACUACUGUACCCCUAUUUUUGACAUUUUUACCUAUUGUGUCUGUUUGUUUUGUUCACGCAUCGUUGUCAAUAUAAUGGAAUUUGAUGGGACUGUCAUACAAGUGAGAGGUUUAGCUAGCUAUAAAACCAGGUUCAAUCCACCAUUUUCUACAUUAGAAAAUGCCUGUACCAAGUCAGGAAUAUGACAGUUGUUAUCCAUUUGUUUGAUGUGUUUGUUUUUUUUGAUUUUGCCAUUUGAUUGGGGACUUUCCUUUUUGAAUUUUCCUCGGAGUUCAGUAUUUUUGUGAUUUUACUUAUUAAACCUGGAAGGGCAGACUACAAAUGUUCAGAUAACACACUUUUUUUUAUUAAAUUAAAUUAUCCACAAGUGACGUUUGUCCUCAAGUACUUUUGGUAAAAAUAUGUUAUUCAUACACACCUACUCUGUUGUAAUGACUCAUAAGAAAGGUAUGACCCAUAUAUUUCAUUUUUAGGACUGUGAAGUUUUAAUGUUAUUAUAUUAACCUGUGUAGCCUAUAUAUAUAUAUAAAAAUGAUAAAAUCUAUAGCGAAAUGGGGUAUCAAAUAUUUUUGCUUUAUACGUUUUCAAGACAGAAUAAUCAACCCAAACAAGCCUGAACAUAAAAAAGUUGCACUCGACUUUUCUUUUCGAUGAAAUUAUUGCCAUUUUUUGCCUUUUUUCUCAAAAUAACUAUGACCGUGGGCAGAGAUGCAGACUUAUGCUUUAAAAGAUCCAUCUUUUAUCUUUCUGUGAAAUUUUCGGCGGAUUUAUGCUUUUUGCACAAAAAAGAUCCUCACGUAUUGCACCUACGACAAUCAACUGCAAUAUUGCUACAUAUAAGGAUCCCAAUGAUGAUAUUUUCACCAGGAUUCUGAUUACAUAUUUGGAUUCUCCAUUUUUCCCGAUAGUGUUUACAUCUAAAUAUUCACCAUCACGUUAUUUUCACCAAGUUGGUAUCAUAUUAAGAUUCUUUCUCAUUUUAUUUUCACAAUAUUUUUUAGGCUCUAAAACACACACUGCAAAACACCUCUUUGGGUAAAGCUGAGUACAAUGCACCACAAAUGACUACAGAUAGGUUUCAGAAGUGCCCUAGGAUAAACAUUGUAUAUUAAUUGAAAAAAUAAAUGUCAUGUUUUACGAAAACAAACUUUAUUGAUAUAUAACUCUUUUGUUACAGAAGAUUUAUGAAGCAGAGUUACUAAAUAUGCUCUGAUUCAAGCUAAUAAAAUGUUCCUUUUUUUACAUAUAUGUAACCUAAAGUCUGAGUUUAGGGAUUGGAUAAAAGCAAGAAUAUUAUGAAUAGUAUUAAAAUAGACCUACAAAAAAUGUAUUAAUUUUCAAACUUUCUGGUCAUUGUUUUGUUUUAAGUUGUGAACGUUAACAUUACAAAAAUGAAGUCAUUAAUUUUGUCAGCCAAUAUACCGUAUAGCGGGUUAUUUUCGCUUAUUUUGGCGGAUGAAAGUAAAUUGCGAAAAAUAAAUUCCGCGAAAAUUAAUGCAUAUUUUUGUUACUUUCUAAUAGCUAAAGCGUUGGUCGGUAGGUCAAUAAUGGUAUGGGUUAUUUUAACAACAUAAACAAAAAGGGCAUUGAACAUACAUGUAUUUUGUAAAAUGACUGUCACGUGUGUACAUUCUUAAAUUUUUUGUAUACUUUGUUGCCCCUAAAUCGCGAAAUUUUACACCCGCGAAAAUAACCCGCUAUACGGUAUUUACUUGGUUAGUUGAUUAUUUGCAAAGAAAAGGGUCAUAAAGCCCUUUUGUUACCUCACACUAAUAAGAAAAGAAAGGUGGUUUAUUCAAAUGUCUUCUUGAAUGAUAUGUUUGGAUACAAGUUCCAGGCACACAGUUAUCGUCCUUUGAUUAUCGUUGAAAAGAUUCCCUAGUGUGGACAGCGUUUAACUUGCAAUUUUUUUUCAUACGACUUCUAAAUUUAUCUCUUUACAUUUUAUGCAUGAAAUAGUAAGUAGGGGGUGAAAUUACAUGUAAAAAAAAUUGGGGCAUUAAUUUUAGGUAAAGUAGUGUUUUGGUCCAGUUUGAAAAAUUAGUAUGUCAGAGGCUGUCAAACUGAAUUACAGACCCCUUAACAUAAAAUUAUCCAUAUUUUGUGUAAGAGUGGUUAGACUUUUCUAUAAUUGUUUUAUAAUUUGUCCCAAAAAGUAGUACACUACACUGUAAAAAUCUUUUUUUGAUAGAGCAGGUGCGAUUUUUUCUAAUUUGGGUGUUUUGUCUACGAAAUAACUGUUCUCGAGCCAAAAGGGAGAUGUGGGUUGUAUUUUGUUGAGACAGGAACCCCAACGUAAAAAAUAUCCGAAAUGAUACUUCCCAUUUCAAUUCUCAAUUUUAUUUAUCAACUUUCAGUUGAUAGAAAAAAAACAUUUUCUGAAUCUAAAUUCUAAUUGAGAUUAUUUUGUAUAAAUCAGCCCAUACAAUACAAAUUAACAAAGCUGAAUAAAUUAAGAUGUUGGGUAUAUGCCAAUAACAAACAACCCAACGACACAAAUAACCAAAUAAAGGCUAUACCGUCAACGUUCACUUUCUGGUAUUUCACAGCCAAUUUUCUUUACGUGAUUUCAUUUUGGUAGAUACUAUUUUUUCCAGACAAAUAUAUUUGAUAAAACAAAGUGUAUAUCAACAUUUCUGAAAUACAGAUUUUCAAACUAUAGCUCUUAGAUAUAUCCAAAAUUGUCUAAACAGACACAAAUUUUCUAUUCAUGUUAAUUUCCAUCCUUCAAAAUUCAUUGUUGCAUGGAAAAUGAGAUGUUAUAUUUUUAGUUUACAUUGUAUCAUGUGUGUUUGUGUUGAUCUCUUCUGUUUAUCAUUGUGUCAUAUUUGUAAUUUAUUUUUGAUUGCUAUGUAGCAUGUAUAUGCUUUUUGCAAGUAAACUCAUUUAUUCAAUCAUUCAUUCAUUAAAAUUUUAAUAAGGUGGAUUGUGCUCCAUUGUGCAUAACGGAGGUCCUUUCGUGGUGUUUAGAGACCCAAAAAUGUGUGGGUUAAUUAAGAUUAUCUGCCAUUAUUUUCCCCAUUAUAUUAACACAAUAGGAUUAUUUGCCAAGUUAUUGUAUUUGCCAUAAUGUCAUCAUACCAGGAUUUUCGAUAAUAUUAUAAUUAUUUUACCAUUAAAGAUUUAAAAGAUGAUUUCCUUUUAACAUUUUUGCACCAUAUUAUGAUUCCUGAUAUGUUGAUUAUAAAUAUAAUAAACUGUUUUCUUAAAUAAA
This is a messenger RNA of Mytilus californianus (California mussel), 7333 nucleotides long. RefSeq lists its product as uncharacterized. The transcript has 13 exons. The record is from RefSeq and is a predicted model, not a curated record. Lineage: Eukaryota; Metazoa; Mollusca; Bivalvia; Mytilida; Mytilidae. Gene Ontology annotation, molecular function: protein binding. Gene Ontology annotation, biological process: signal transduction. The coding region runs from base 5 to 3361 and encodes 1118 amino acids.